Molecule: messenger RNA, 558 nt
Organism: Polistes dominula (European paper wasp)
Lineage: Eukaryota; Metazoa; Arthropoda; Insecta; Hymenoptera; Vespidae
Product: cytochrome P450 4C1-like
Molecular function (GO): iron ion binding; monooxygenase activity; heme binding
Source: RefSeq, a predicted model, not a curated record
AUAUUAAGUUGACAUUUUAAGAUACAUUCUGUUGAAGAUUGAUGUAUAGAAAGUUUCGCUUCUACUAUAUUUUAAUCUGCAGUCUAUUUUUUUUCUUUCCACUUUAAAACUUUGAAACCUUCUUUAAAACAGGUUACGCCCCACCACUGCAUUUUAUUAACAACCCGAUAGUAAAUGGUAUCCAUGGAAAGGAAGUAUAAAGCCUUCGCUUGCUCAGUCUUCAGUUUUGUUACAAUUCACAUCAAGUCUCAAUAAUUAUUUCUAUUUUUGUCCUAAUCUAACGCCCCAAUUUUCAUGAUGUACGCUGUCUUGUUAGGUACAAUUUUAUUUCUAUUUUUAUUACACUGCUUUAUAAAAUAUAGAAGAGUGGGAAGACUUUUAAGUCUUAUUUCAGGACCUAAGGAAUAUCCCAUAAUAGGAAAUAUGCAUCAUGUUCAAGUUGACAAUAAUCAUUUUCUUGAGGAACUGUGGAAAUUAGGUAGAGUGCAUUAUCCAAUUUACAAAUUAUGGAGCUUCUUCAUUUCUUCUGUAGUUUUACUCGAUCCAGAUGAUAUUCAG